ACGUCCGUGUUAUUUUAUAGGCCUUGUUUACCCAUCUUCUUGUGGACAUGUUGAGUAUCAAGGUCUCACCUGAGCUACACAACCUGACAUGCAUCACGCAUCUGACAUUACAUGCAAGCACGCUGCCAGUGUUUGCGUUUGCCGUAUCACAUACAAACCCAGCCUCCCUGUCAGCGCAUCUCUGUCCUGCGAACUGUCAGCCUACUCAGAAUAUCAUUGAUGCUAUGUCCAGUUUACUUUCGUAGUGAACUCAUAACCACCAAAGGGCCCUGCAUCACCUUGAAUGCUCAAGCUCUUCCUUUGAAGAAAAAUAUAAUGCGAACUCAUGUAGCGCAAUACGGAAUGGACGUCGACGAUCGGCAUGAAUGAUAGAGGUCUCCAGGUGAAAAUGCUGUCCGUUGAGGUUUUGUUUUUCGUCUUCAUUGGCUUUGAGCCCCUGGUUUGGUACCCAGUCUUCACCGAGAGAUUCCUGGUUCCGAAAAGAUUUCCGGAUCUUGCUAGUGGUAAGCCUUCCCUGGUUCACAUUACACCGACCGCUUACUGUGCCUCUCCACCAUAUAAUUUGUCGCGACGAUUUGGAUUUGCGGAAGGGAAUAACAAUAUUGGAGAUAGUCAUGCUGGUUCCAUAUAAGACAUUUAUGAUUCGGAUAGUUUGGAUUGCUAUCAUGGUUUUUGAUCGCUCGGGACGUUGCUUCUAGCCAUAAACAUUUCCGCGAUUUUUGAAUAACAAUAAUCCGUCACUGUUUUCGAAACGUU
Molecule: messenger RNA, 756 nt
Organism: Serpula lacrymans var. lacrymans S7.9
Lineage: Eukaryota; Fungi; Basidiomycota; Agaricomycetes; Boletales; Serpulaceae
Exons: 3
Coding region: 362-631 (89 amino acids)
Source: RefSeq, a predicted model, not a curated record